Molecule: messenger RNA, 3122 nt
Organism: Python bivittatus (Burmese python)
Lineage: Eukaryota; Metazoa; Chordata; Lepidosauria; Squamata; Pythonidae
Source: RefSeq, a predicted model, not a curated record
UACAUUAAAACAUGGAGGCCAAGGUACUUUCUGUUGAAGAAUGACGGAACAUUUAUUGGAUAUAAAGAGCGACCUCAAGAUGUGGACCAGCGAGAAUCCCCCUUAAAUAAUUUUUCAGUGGCUCAGUGCCAGUUGAUGAAGACAGAGAGACCUAAACCAAACACAUUCAUCAUCAGAUGCCUCCAGUGGACCACAGUAAUUGAAAGAACAUUUCAUGUGGAGACUCCAGAGGAGCGGGAAGAAUGGACAAAAGCCAUCCAAACAGUAGCAGACAGCCUUAAGAAGCAAGAGGAAGAAAUCAUGGAUUUUCGAUCUGGGUCCCCCAGUGAUAAUUCAGGUGCUGAAGAAAUGGAAAUUUCUAUGACAAAACCAAAACACAAAGUAACUAUGAAUGAAUUUGAGUAUCUUAAGCUCCUGGGAAAAGGUACUUUUGGAAAGGUCAUCCUGGUAAAAGAGAAAGCAACUGGACGCUAUUAUGCUAUGAAAAUUCUGAAGAAGGAAGUAAUUGUUGCAAAGGAUGAAGUGGCACAUACUCUGACAGAAAACCGGGUUUUGCAGAAUUCUAGGCAUCCAUUUUUGACAGCAUUGAAAUACUCCUUUCAGACGCAUGACCGUUUGUGUUUUGUUAUGGAAUAUGCUAAUGGAGGGGAGUUAUUCUUCCAUCUGUCACGAGAACGUGUUUUUUCUGAAGAUCGUGCCCGGUUCUAUGGAGCUGAAAUUGUAUCAGCAUUGGACUACCUACAUUCAGAGAAAAAUGUGGUCUAUAGAGACUUGAAGUUGGAAAACUUGAUGCUGGAUAAAGAUGGGCACAUAAAAAUUACAGACUUUGGGUUAUGUAAAGAAGGGAUCAAGGAUGGAGCAACAAUGAAGACUUUCUGUGGCACGCCAGAAUACCUUGCUCCAGAGGUGCUGGAGGAUAACGACUAUGGCCGUGCAGUGGAUUGGUGGGGCUUAGGAGUUGUCAUGUAUGAAAUGAUGUGUGGACGGCUCCCCUUCUAUAAUCAGGACCAUGAGAAGCUCUUUGAGCUCAUCCUAAUGGAGGAGAUUCGGUUUCCACGCACGUUGUCACCUGAAGCAAAGUCUCUUCUGUCAGGUUUGCUGAAGAAGGAUCCAAAGCAAAGGUUAGGUGGUGGACCAGAUGAUGCAAAGGAGAUUAUGCAGCACAAAUUUUUUGCUGGCAUUGUUUGGCAAGAUGUAUAUGAAAAAAAGCUGGUACCUCCAUUUAAACCCCAAGUGACGUCUGAAACAGAUACACGCUAUUUUGAUGAAGAAUUCACAGCACAGAUGAUCACUAUCACCCCCCCUGACCAAGAUGACAGCAUGGAUUGUGUUGAUAACGAACGGCGGCCGCACUUCCCUCAGUUCUCUUACUCCGCCAGUGGAACAGCUUAAUGUUUCACUUGUCCAUUAACUUCAACCAAUCAGACUGCAUUUUGGGGACCUUUAAUUUCAAUGGACACUAGAGAACUCUCUACGAUACAUGAAUUACAAACUAUGUUUGUAUUAAGGUUUAGUUGAAUUUGUAGGAAGCCUCACAGGCUGUGUAUUUAAAACAAUCCUGUUGAAUUUUUGAGUCAGAAUCUCUGCAAUUUUGAGAAGGAAGAUAAGAAACCAUUCUUAAAACAUGAUUAAAAAUUAAAAAAAAAAAGAUUUUUCUUCUGGAGAAAAAAGAACAUCUUAGGUUUUUAAGAACAUGCACCAAAACAGUUUUCUUUCAAAAAGUCUAAGACUUGCAACAAAACAGCAGCGUUGGCCGUUUAAAAACAAAAACGAAAACCACAACCCUGUUUUUAUUUAUUUCAUACUGUUCAUUAUGUGUAAGUAGAGAAGCUGCACUCUGAACAAUUAGAUUUAUUUAGGAUGAGAGGCAGACUUAGAUAGUGCAAUAAUUAGAGCAGCAACAAAAAACGAACAAACUCUGGGCCAUUAAGGCCACAACGAUUCUGCCGGCAACUCUAGGAAACCUUUUAUAGGAACGGCACGUAGGACUUCAGAGAGAUAGAGUCAAGAAGAAAAUGACGUUAGCACAACUGCUACUACACGCUACAUAUCAAACAGAGCUGAAUGGUCUGUUUUUAAAAUGUCACAAUGUUCCACUGAAGACAGCACAUCAAUUAUACUGCAUUCUAGUCCCAGCAUGUUUCUGGGGAGUACACUUUAGAGAAACAAAUUGGUUUUAUCUAUUUCAACUGAAAAUGCUUUAAAGUUGCAAAAAUUGACCAGGGGAGAGGGCAGGAUUUGUACACAUUAAAAAGCAAACCACGCACAAUAUUCUUAGGUGAUGAAACUUCUAUCUUACUGAGCAAAAUCUGGAGAGUCGUAUUUUUGGCAGUGAAGUGAUUGGUCCUUUUCACAUAUGUUCACAUCUUUUCCCAGCCUGAUGCCUUCCAGAAGCGGGUCACAGCUCCAAAUACUUCUGUGCCAGCAUGGGCUUUCAGCUGGCACAGAAUUCUGCAAUGCGUAAUCCUGAUACAUCUGGAGGGCACCAGAUUGCAGCAGCAGGUUUUAGAGAGGCAUUAACAUGGCAAGAUACUUCGCAUAUUGAGAUCCCGUCCAUCUGUUUUCCACUCUUCAGUGUACAUUUUUAAAGGUUAUAGGGGGAGGGAGGGAGGGCAAGCUGGAUGGUGCCACCUAUGUAUGGAAGAAACCUCCAUCAGUGGUUGCAAUGGCUAUAUGUAAAAAAAAAUAAUAAUAAUUAGGGUGAAACUUUAUAUGAUCAAGAAUUUUUUCCCCUCUCAUUCCUUUUUUUAUCCUCUUGUCACUUCAUUUUGUAUUUUCACAGCCACCUCGUUCUGGAUUUGCCAAACAAAGUUGUCUUUUUGCUUUUUGACACGGGCCAGGAUUUUAAGCUCUCGUACUGUGAAUGAGUUUAUUCAGUUGUGGCUUUAUGUUCUUUUAGACACGCUUGUGUUUCUAUUCUCUUACCUGUUUAAAAAAAAAAAAGACCUAUACUGCAGUUCCUUAACUUUUUUUUUAAUUUGAAAGGGAAUGUAUUUAAAAUACCCUCAACUUUCCCUUUACACAAAAUUCCAUUGUUGUGUGCGUUGUAUUUUUUUAACAACAUUCAAUUCUAGUAUUUUUACUUAUGAUAUGAAAGUUUCCCUCAAAAGUACUUCAAUAAA